Cutaneotrichosporon oleaginosum is the source of this 558-nucleotide messenger RNA. RefSeq lists its product as uncharacterized. Gene Ontology annotation, biological process: mitotic cytokinesis; actomyosin structure organization. The record is from RefSeq and is a predicted model, not a curated record. Gene Ontology annotation, molecular function: calcium ion binding; cytoskeletal motor regulator activity; myosin heavy chain binding. NCBI's taxonomy places the organism in Eukaryota, Fungi, Basidiomycota, Tremellomycetes, Trichosporonales, Trichosporonaceae. Gene Ontology annotation, cellular component: myosin II complex; cytoplasm.
CUCGGCCGCGGCCUCCCCUCCUCGCUCCCACAAGCCCCGCGCCCCCGCGAAGCCUCCGGCGCCGCAUACACCAUGUUCUCCCCGCAGCAGGUCAAGCAGUUCAAGGAGGCGUUCAACAUGAUUGACCAGGACGGUGACGGGCGCGUGUCCGAGGCCGACCUGUGCACGAUGCUAACCGAGCUUGGCCAGACGCCCGCGCCCGACCUCUUGAACACGCUGCUGACCGCGCGGCCCGGGCGCACGACCGGGUCCGCGGAAGGCAUCAACUUCACCCAGUUCCUCGCGAUGAUGGGCGAGCGCUUGCUCCACCUCGACCGCGAGCAUGAUCUGCUCGAGGCGUUUGCGUGCUUCGACGACGGGGACAAGGGGUGGGUCCAGGUCGCGGAGGUGCGCAAGUUCCUCGCUGAGAUGGGCGACCGGAUGAGUGCGGACGAGAUCGACCGCCUCUUCAAUGGCCCGUUCACCGACCGCCAGGGCCGCUUCAACUACAUCGAGUGGGCCAAGGUGCUGCGUGUCAACGACGCCGAGGAAGCGCGCCCUGUCGCUGUCGAGGUCUAG